GAGUAUCACGACCAUUUUCGGGGCUCCUCUUAACAUUUGGUCCAUCGAGACACCCUGAAGUUUUCCCCCCUGUGGUAAGAGACUCAGGUUUAAAAAACUGGCACCUAGAAGUGGCUGCAGAAAAAUUAAAAAUUCUCAGCCCAAGGUAGCUAAAAAAUAAGGCUGCGAUCUGAGUAAAAAAGAGCUCAGUUUAAAUAUCGUAGUCCUCUGUUGUUUCCCCCCAAGAGGUAAGGAACACAGAGAAUAAAAUAAUAUAAAUGCCAAUGAGCAUAAUCGAAUAGAAAGAGAUUUUGUUCAGUGUCCUUCGAUUAUAACGCUGUCAGCAAUAAUUUUAGUGAUAAGAUAUCUUAUCUAAUCUUUUCGCAAAACGGAAAGAGUUGGUAAUAUUUUUUCAUUAGUAGUUGUUCAAGCAUUGAACACGAUAAGAAUUCCAAGCAUAGAAUGUAGGAGAUCGGACCCAUGUGAAUAAGUGAUUAACAGCAUGGUUUGAAAGACGAUCUCCUGCAGUCGAACCGAAUAUUUACCAUAUGUGGUGCACUUGAAGCACUUAAGAAAGGGCCACAUAGCAGGUCAGCGAGCAGUCCGUUGAUAAGUAGUUUUAAAUAGAUUUAAGAUUUUCAUGUAUGUUUCUUGUAAGAGAAUUGUAAGAAAUAAAAACAGUUUUAAAACGAAACUCAUUGGAGUAUCACGACCAUUUUCGGGGCUCCUCUUAACAUUUGGUCCAUCGAGACACCCUGAAGUUUUCCCCCCUGUGGUAAGAGACUCAGGUUUAAAAAACUGGCACCUAGAAGUGGCUGCAGAAAAAUUAAAAAUUCUCAGCCCAAGGUAGCUAAAAAAUAAGGCUGCGAUCUGAGUAAAAAAGAGCUCAGUUUAAAUAUCGUAGUCCUCUGUUGUUUCCCCCCAAGAGGUAAGGAACACAGAGAAUAAAAUAAUAUAAAUGCCAAUGAGCAUAAUCGAAUAGAAAGAGAUUUUGUUCAGUGUCCUUCGAUUAUAACGCUGUCAGCAAUAAUUUUAGUGAUAAGAUAUCUUAUCUAAUCUUUUCGCAAAACGGAAAGAGUUGGUAAUAUUUUUUCAUUAGUAGUUGUUCAAGCAUUGAACACGAUAAGAAUUCCAAACAUAGAAUGUAGGAGAUCGGACCCAUGUGAAUAAGUGAUUAACAGCAUGGUUUGAAAGACGAUCUCCUGCAGUCGAACCGAAUAUUUACCAUAUGUGGUGCACUUGAAGCACUUAAGAAAGGGCCACAUAGCAGGUCAGCGAGCAGUCCGUUGAUAAGUAGUUUUAAAUAGAUUUAAGAUUUUCAUGUAUGUUUCUUGUAAGAGAAUUGUAAGAAAUAAAAACAGUUUUAAAAGGAAACUCAUUGGAGUAUCACGACCAUUUUCGGGGCUCCUCUUAACAGUAGUGCAAUGACGAUCAUAAGAAUGAAAGAUCGCGGAUUCAUGCAUUUGAACGAAUACUGCCUGGAGAUGAUUUUGGACUAUUCGAAUUUCAGAGAACAUAUUAGUUUCUCCCAAACGUGCUCAAGAUUUCGAGAAGUGUUUGGCAUCUGGGCCCGAAAUAAAUACACCAAAGUUUCAAUUGUUGGCGAUGUAGAGGAAAAGGAAUUAGUUUUAAUGAGCCUAGUUGCCAGUAACAUAAAAGGUCUUACAAUUUUUGUUGAUGAUCUGGUUAGUUCUUUUCAGUCGCUUUAUAAUCUUGAAAGUAAAAACAGCCUUAUUAAAUUCUGUGAUCUCGUACAAAGAAUGCAAAAGCUUGAGUCAGUGAAGAUACGACAGACAAAUCAACAUCCGAUAACUGGGAACUUACUUACGGCUCUAAGGCACUUGCCUAAUUUGAAGCAGAUGCACAUUAGUACGCCAAGGCAGGGAACAAAACGUCUGGGGAUGUUCCAUAAAUUGGAGUUCAUCUCCAUAGAUGUGGAGCUGCCGUCUCGUAUCCUGCGUCGUUGCUGCGCUUCAAUGACGAAUUUGCGGACCCUUCAUUUAUCCUCUGAAGUUGGUAGCCUCUAUCUAAGAGAUGUUUUGGACCAUUUGCCGCAUCUUCAGGACCUGAGCUUUGAGAUAGACCGAUCUUGGCGGACAAGUCGGUUAGUUUGCUAUCCAAAAUGGAAUCCUAGCAGGUCCUUGAUUGAGAUUUUCAAUUUUCUGGCCAGCAGACGGACCCUGGAAGCCCUCAAAAUCAAAGGUCAUUUAAUAGCUGAAACCGAGGCUGAAGCCCUGGCCAAAAUAACAUCGCUAAAGAAAUUGGAUUGCCAUUUUUCAAGUCCCGCUUGUGUGCAACACCUCCGUAACCUCACAUCCUUGGAGAUUCUCCGGUUAUCCCACAUAAGUUCCGAGGAUAUAUCGUAUUUGUACUUGAAUGUAAUUUAUUCCUGCCAAAAUCUUCGCUUUCUUCGGAUUUUGGAUAACAAUAUUACUCCAAAAUUCAUAGAACGAGUGGACGAGGUCUUGGCGCCAAACGAGCCAACAAAUAAAUUAACACUUUUGAUUCACGGAGUUUAUACUGAGGAUGCACUGAGGGAGUUCAAAUCCACCUCGUUGGAUAGAAAAAAUGUAUUGCUACGUUCAAUGACAGCCACAGAACUGUUGGCAUUAAUUUAGUUAAUGCGAAAAGAAUACAUUCUUUAUAAUUCUUCUGGCUGGUUCCAGUUCUCCCAAAAACAAAACAGAAACAAAUAAGUCAUAAUCAAAAUGAAUAAAUGUAUAUUUAUAUUUUUAAACUUAAGCUUCAUCAUUAAUUUAGUGAAAUUUUUUCAUGCAAGGUAUGCAGCAAAUCCUACAGGCUCUUUAAAGAAAUGGUUUAUUUAUGUUUCGCCCACACAUCUGGGCCUGAGGGCUAAAAAAAAUCGUUAAAAGUAAAAAUACGGUGCUUGGUGAAGCAGAAUUUUCAAUUAUGCUCCAAACUCCGAACUGUUAAUGAAAUGUGUCAGAAACAAUUUGGCUUAUUUUCCACCUAUAGCACGAAAGCAAUUUAUAAUUAGAAAAGGCCCCUCAACAUAUAUAAAAUUCAAAUACAUAAAAUGUGUUUAGCUGUUGGGCUGUAUUAUUUUUUAUUUUAAUUUAUAUUUGUACCGACAAAGGCGCAAGGAGUGGGAGGGAAACAAAAUGGAAACUCCCGGCAACGGAAAUACAUCAAGUGCGGCCACAAAGCCGUCAAGCCAGGGCGGAAGUGGGACACACAGAUAAAUAUGGCGAAAGGAGAAUAAGUUUCUGGGCAGGAAGCGGCCACGCGACAUCCAUUGUGUCCUUUGAGGGACGAGCGACGGAAAUGAUUGUUUCUAUUUUAGAUUCCCGCCGACUGUUUGUUGGUUAAACUUUUCAAUUUAUGACAUUCUAGUUUUCCAUUUGAAAAUGUGUCUUUCAUAAAAAGUUUAAGCUAAUGAUGGCAAUAUCAGGGUACAGCUGAUGGAGAUAAUUUUGGUCAGUGAUAUUUGACUUUAAGACGAGUAGAGUAUGACAUAAACUAAGUUGUGCUGUGAGUGCAGUAAAGUGAUUGCCAGGCGCCAGUUGUUUGAUUACUUACCAGAGUAAUUGCAUUGUUUGACAAAGAGAAGCAUGACCUUUGUCAGCUUCGCCCUCAAGUGUCGAAUAGUCAAAGUUUUUGGAAAUCCUUUGGCUUCUUGACUGGCUUCUUGAACUAGACCGACAACCAUCAGGCAAUUGUGUAAUUGGAUAUUUCGAAACCUUUUAAAAUGUUGUGCAAAUUUCGUGCCAAGAUGCAGAACUUCUUGUCGAAGUGUUUCAAUUAAAACUUGCUCAACUUGUUGACACUCAUCGAACACGACGAAGACGUCAGUGUCGCAUCCUGUUCUAACUAAGGUUUUGUAAAACCCAGAACAUAUCCUGUCCGCCCUGACAGCCUGGGGUUUCCUCGACAACAAAAAGACAUUGAUGGUAGUUCUUAAUGUCAUUGUUGGAAGACUUUCAGUUCACCGGGAGCAGACAUCUGAGGGAGAUUUCAAUGGCAGUGUGCCAGAAGGAGGUGCACUUGCCAAAGGACAUUGCACACACCCAGGACUUUGAAACCAAUGAUUGACUUUGAGCCGCUGUCUCCAAGUCUUUCAUUUGUUUGCCGACAAGCUAAAAAUUUACUUUGAUUUUUUACUACAUUAAAUAUAGUUCAAUUCAUGUUCUGACUUCUACUUUUUUAACCAAGUGCUUUGUGCAUUUUUGUUAGCUUAUUAAAAAUUCAACGCGUAUGCGUAAUUUUCUAUAAAAUUAAUGAGUGCAAAUAUGGCGGAAAAAAGGUUAAUGGGCAGUUUUUUGGUUGUCAUUAAUUCAAUGGCCUUGUUCGUGGAUGCAUUUAACAGCUGUAAAGCGAUUAAUUGACCCUUUUUUAAUUUAAGAGCUUUGCUGAUAGUUGUCAAUAUGUUGCGAAUUAAUUGAAGACCGUCUACACACGCACACAUCCUGAGUCGAGUAUCUCGGUGGCUGUGAUUUGGUCAUACACCCACUCAUAAAUAAUCCAAUUAAUUGACAAGGGUGACACGAGACCUUCUUCUGGGACUUGAAGUAAUUGGUUUACAGCCGCCGGCGAUGCCAAAGUGGCGGUUUGAAGUUUCGGGCACAGGGCUUCAGGUGUGGCAACCCGACCUCUCUCACCUGUUAGGUCCCGGGCAAAGUGGCUAAUUGGCUGCACAGAAAGGUCCAUAAUUGGGUCGCUCUUCAGAUGUCGGGCCAAAACGCACCAUUUAAUUGAAUGUGUUUGAAAGGGAUUUGCGUGGAUAAAAUAAUGAUGCUUAGGGCAUGUAUAUUUUACAAUAUCAUAUUUUUUCAAUAUGCUUAAAUUGAACUCAUUGAAGCCAACGUGAAGUUCACUUACCGACUUUAACGCUCCAAUUAAUACAUUAAUUCAGCGAACCGACAAAUAUGAGUUCAUAAUUCUUCGCCAUGCAUUUUGUAAUUAACAACGCAAAUAUUUACGCCUGGCUUGAGGGAUGUUAAACA
This is a messenger RNA of Drosophila ananassae, 4943 nucleotides long. RefSeq lists its product as uncharacterized. Gene Ontology annotation, molecular function: protein binding. NCBI's taxonomy places the organism in Eukaryota, Metazoa, Arthropoda, Insecta, Diptera, Drosophilidae. The coding region runs from base 1404 to 2597 and encodes 397 amino acids. The transcript has 2 exons. The record is from RefSeq and is a predicted model, not a curated record.